GCAACGCGCAUGACCCAAGAAAUCAAACCUCCCAAAAUAUAGAGAACAAGCCAAAGAAAAGGUGAGAUCUAAGUCUGAAGUAACCCCAUAGUCAAAAAAGAGAAAGAGCCUGCAAGGAGACUUUCCCCAGCAAACAAGAAGUUGUAAAAAAAUUGCUAGCCUCAUGGCCUCAUCUGCUUAUCCAUUCUUACCUCACAAAACCAUUCUCCUCCUCUUAAAACUCACAGACCCCACAUUUUCUCCUCCUCCUCCUCCUCCUCCUCUUAUGCCCUUUUUUCUUUUUCUUCUUAUAUUGUUCUUAAUUGUCCACUUUUCUUUCGGUUGAUCUUUGAUUCUUCCCAAAACAUCAGAGACCCAAAAGUCUAAGCUUGAAAACAUCCAACAACUACUACAUCUCCUCAAUAAAAGACAAAACCCCAAAACGAAAACAGCCCAAAACAGAAAUUAAAAGGACAAAACUAUUGAAAGUCUUUACUCUCACAUCACUUACACCACUUUCCCUUCUCCUUAAAAGCACUCUUUCCCCACAUCCAAACACCCCUUAUCUCCAGCAAUCCAUUUUAUCUUUUCAGCCUUUUCCAUUCUCCCUUGAGAUCACUCCAAGAAAACAGUUAAACAAAAUAAAUACAUUUAUUUACCGAAACCCCCCCAAAAGAAGAAGAAAAGAAAAGAAGAAAUCAUGGUGAAGCCCCAAAGGCCACCAUCUGGCCGUACAAAUCUAGCUUCAUGCAUUGUAGCAACAAUUUUCUUGAUCUUCGUUGUGAUAAUAGUGCUCAUUGUUUACUUCACCGUUUUUAAACCUACAGACCCGAAGAUCUCCGUUAACGCCGUCCAGCUUCCGUCGUUCUCCAUCGGUAACAACUCUGUUAGCUUCACUUUUUCCCAAUACGUCACGGUUAAAAACCCUAACCGAGCUGCUUUCUCCCACUACGACAGCACUAUCCAGCUUCUCUACUCGGGUUCUCAAGUAGGGUUCAUGUUCAUACCCGCUGGUAAGAUCGAGGCGGGUCGGACCCAGUACAUGGCUGCCACUUUCGCCGUUCAGUCAUUUCCCUUGGCGGCACUGAAUGAGGCGUCGGCGGCGACGAUGACAAUUCCCACUCCGACGACGACGACGACGGGACCCAUUGGGUUGGUUGGUGGGUUUGGCGGGAGCAAUAAUGGGUAUCGAGUUGGGCCCACGAUGGAGAUUGAGUCUCGGAUGGAGAUGGCGGGUCGGGUUCGGGUUCUGCAUUUCUUCACCCAUCACGUGGAUGCUAAAUCUGGGUGUAGAAUCACCAUUUCUGUGAGUGAUGGAUCUGUGUUAGGGUUUCACUGCUAAUUUUUUUCCAUUUUUCUACGUUUGGUUCAUGUAAUUUUAGAUUUUUAGCUUUUUCUUACUAAAAAUUUUCAGUUUUGGAGGAUUUGGUGAUUUGGGUAUUAAAUUUUUUAUACCCAAUUUGUUGAAAAAACUGUAAAAAUAGAAUUUUUUUUCCCCUUUUGUUGCAAGUAAGCUCUUUUAGUAUAAAGAACAAAGUUUUGAGCUUAAUUUGUCAAUUAUUAAGUAAGUUUUAAGUGUAAGCAAAGAAGCUUUGUGUAGUGUAGAACUUUUUCUGUUCAGUGUGAUUAACUGAAGAGUAAGUAAAGAAUGAUGCUUCAUUGCUUGUUGGUUGCAACCAUGAGGCUGAAACCGGAACUUAAUUUUUUGGGGGUUUGGUCCAACAGCGAAGCAAGGUCAGUGAAUAAUGAGCUGGAAAGCAGCGUAAAAUGCGGCUGGUUUUUCCUUCUGCUUUUCUUUUUGUCCUGUCAAGUGAGACUCCAGUUGAGAAAGAGGACGUCGUCGUUUUAAACUGAAUCAGUCGCAGCCUUGCAGACUGCAGAGGUUGGGAUCAUCACCGGUGAAUUUAAUUGUCCCAGAUUCUGGUGAAAACAGAAAACGGAGCGGUAAGAAGGAGAAAUAGUGGUACCCGCGAGUAAGAAAAUUUGCGGGAGUUCUUAACGUGGGUGGGACCCAAGACAGCAGCAGGACACUGAAAUCAUCAUUGAGUGUCCACUAACCUCGAAACUCGAGUUUUUUGCUUUUUUGACUUUGUUUUUGGUAAUUAAAACCUCCCCACGUUCUUUUGAUGACCAUUUUCUACUGUCCCUUUUUUUAUGAGUAAAUUUAAUUGGUCCUAAUGCGGGAUUAGAGGACAGCACGGUAAUUGCCGAGGAGU
Molecule: messenger RNA, 2195 nt
Organism: Theobroma umbraticum
Lineage: Eukaryota; Viridiplantae; Streptophyta; Magnoliopsida; Malvales; Malvaceae
Source: RefSeq, a predicted model, not a curated record